CUUCUCACAUUUCUCUCUCUGUAAGCCAUGGCUUCUUCUUCUCUCACUCUCUCUCAAGCUAUCCUUUCUCGUUCAGUUUCUCGCCAUGGCUCUUCUUCUUCCACAAACUCUCAGCUUUACCCUUCUUCCCUCUCUCUUCCAACUUUUUCCGGUCUUAAAUCCACCACUGCUACCUCAUACCGCCGCCAUAUUCUUCCCUCCGCCGCCGCCUCCGGCAGACACUCCGCGAUUCGCGCUUCAGCUGCUGUGGAGACUUUAGAGAAAACUGAUAAUGCCCUUGUUGAGAAAUCUGUAAAUACGAUCAGAUUUUUGGCUAUUGAUGCUGUUGAAAAGGCGAAUUCGGGUCAUCCGGGUUUACCUAUGGGAUGUGCUCCUAUGGGUCAUAUAUUGUACGAUGAGAUCAUGAGGUAUAACCCCAAGAACCCUUAUUGGUUUAAUCGUGAUCGCUUUGUUCUCUCCGCCGGACAUGGAUGUAUGCUUCAGUAUGCUUUGCUUCACCUCGCUGGCUAUGAUGCUGUCAGGGAAGAGGACUUGAAGAGCUUCCGUCAGUGGGGAAGCAAAACCCCUGGACACCCCGAGAACUUUGAGACACCUGGUGUUGAAGUCACUACUGGGCCUCUUGGACAAGGGAUUGCCAAUGCCGUUGGCUUGGCCCUCUCAGAGAAGCACUUGGCUGCUCGUUUCAAUAAACCUGAUACUGAGAUUGUAGACCACUACACCUAUUGUAUUGUUGGUGAUGGUUGCCAGAUGGAGGGUAUUUCACAAGAAGCUGCUUCUCUUGCUGGACACUGGGGGCUCGGAAAGUUGAUUGCUUUCUAUGAUGACAACCACAUCUCAAUUGAUGGUGACACAGAAAUCGCUUUCACUGAGGAUGUUGCUGCCCGUUAUGAGGCUCUUGGUUGGCAUGUAAUCUGGGUGAAGAAUGGUAACACUGGUUAUGAUGAGAUUCGUGCUGCCAUUAAGGAAGCAAAAGCAGUCACAGACAAACCCACUUUGAUCAAGGUGACUACAACCAUUGGUUUUGGCUCGCCCAACAAGUCAAACAGUUACAGUGUACACGGAAGCGCACUUGGAGCUAAGGAAGUAGAAGCCACAAGGCAGAACUUGGGAUGGCCUUAUGAGCCUUUCCAUGUGCCUGAAGAAGUCAAGAGCCAUUGGAGCCGUCAUGUUCCCGAGGGUGCUGCUCUUGAAGCUGGAUGGAAUUCUAAGUUUGCUGAAUAUGAGAAGAAGUACCCAGAGGAAGCUGCAGACCUCAAAUCCAUCAUCACUGGUGAACUACCUGCUGACUGGGAGAAAGCUCUUCCUACCUACACACCUGAAAGUCCAGCAGAUGCCACCAGAAACUUGUCCCAACAAAACUUGAAUGCUCUUGCCAAGGUUCUUCCUGGUUUCCUUGGUGGUAGUGCUGAUCUUGCCUCAUCAAACAUGACCCUCAUGAAAAUGUUUGGUGACUUCCAAAAGAGCACCCCAGAGGAGCGUAAUAUAAGAUUUGGUGUUCGUGAACAUGGUAUGGGAGCUAUCUGUAAUGGAAUUGCUCUCCACAGCCCCGGCUUAAUUCCCUACUGUGCUACUUUCUUUGUGUUUACUGACUACAUGAGAGCAGCCAUUAGAAUUUCAGCUUUGGCUGAAUCACGCGUUAUCUAUGUUAUGACUCAUGAUUCAAUUGGGCUUGGAGAAGAUGGCCCUACACAUCAGCCCAUUGAGCAUUUGGCAAGUUUCCGUGCAAUGCCCAAUGUUCUGAUGCUCCGCCCAGCAGAUGGUAAUGAAACAGCUGGUGCUUACAGGGUGGCCAUCCUCAAGAGUAAGACACCAUCCAUCCUGGCUCUUUCUCGGCAAAAGUUGCCUCAGCUUGCUGGAACUUCUAUUGAAGGAACAGCAAAAGGUGGCUACACUAUAUCAGACAACUCUUCAGGCAACAAGCCUGAUGUCAUUUUGAUUGGUACUGGCUCAGAGCUGGAAAUUGCUGUCAAGGCUGCUGAUGAACUCAGAAAGGAAGGAAAGGCCGUGAGAGUUGUCUCCUUCGUUUCUUGGGAGCUUUUCGAUGAGCAAUCAGCUGAGUACAAGGAAAGUGUCCUUCCAGCAGCUGUUACCGCUAGAGUUAGCAUUGAAGCUGGAACCACAUUUGGGUGGGAGAGGAUUGUCGGAUCCAAGGGGAAGGCCAUUGGAAUUGACAGAUUCGGUGCCAGUGCCCCUGCUGGAAAAAUAUACAAGGAGUUUGGAAUCACAGCAGAGGCUGUUAUAGCUGCAGCUAAACAAGUUUCUUAGACUCUUAUUACUUACCCUUGGUUGCUGGCGUCUACCAAAGUUGUUUUCGUUUUGGUUCUGAGGUUGGAGAUAAUGGUGGAAAUCGAUACCAAGUGGCCUCGGCAGUUCUGAUAUUUUCAAUAAAGACAAUUUCUUCGUCAUUUUCUUCAGUUUGAGCAGCGGGGCAACCAGAAUGAACCCAAGAUGAGGAUAGAAAUAGGCUUUUAUGGAUGCUCCUGACCCAUGUACACUUAAACAUAUCUUUGAGUUUUGUAACUUUUGUUUGGUCGAGUGAUAAUGAGGUCAAUUU
Molecule: messenger RNA, 2554 nt
Organism: Solanum verrucosum
Lineage: Eukaryota; Viridiplantae; Streptophyta; Magnoliopsida; Solanales; Solanaceae
Product: transketolase, chloroplastic-like
Exons: 7
Coding region: 28-2265 (745 amino acids)
Biological process (GO): pentose-phosphate shunt
Cellular component (GO): cytosol
Molecular function (GO): transketolase activity
Source: RefSeq, a predicted model, not a curated record